CUGGUGGCGGUCCGUCAACUUUGUCUUCCCCCUCCGGGGCGGGCGCCGAGCGGAGGUUCCGGAGGCGGCAACGACAGGAGCAGGGCGCUCCCUCUCUCCCGUCGGGAAUCACUGCCGGCGAUCACAGGAGCCAUGGGGCUGCUCUCCGACCCCAGCCGCAGGGAGGUGCUGACCCGUCUGAUCACCAGGAUGAACACGCCACUGUGUGUGGUGUGUUACGUGGCUGGCAUCCUGUGGUUUGUCGGGCUGGCCUUCGAACCACUGAUCCUGCGGAUGUACAUCUCGGAGAAUGCCAUGGGCUCCACCAUGGUGCACGAGAACUUUGUGUACGGGGAGCGCGCGCUCUCAUACGCACGGGAAUUCUCUGGGCAUCGGAAAAAGAUGGGGGGGAUGCCUGUGGACUGGAUGCUGAAGACUCUGCAUGGUCUGGGGCUCGAGGCUCACAGUCAGACCUUCAGCCGCACUUUGCCUUUCCCCGAUGAGCUCCGCGAGAGAUACAUGGUGAAGGGGACCAACGUGUUCGGGAUCUUGCGAGCUCCCAGAGCAGCCAGCACUGAAUCCAUCGUCCUCAGUACCUCCCACAGGAACACCCAGGCCACCGGCCUCCUCCUCACACUCGCCUCCUACUUCCGAGGUCACAUUCACUGGGCCAAAGAUAUCAUCUUCCUGUUUAAUGAGCACGACAUGCUGGGGAUGGAGGCCUGGCUGGAGGCUUAUCAUGACGUCAAUCUGACCGGUAUGGCCUCCUCGGUGCUGCAGGGCAGAGCUGGGUCCAUCCAGGCUGCCGUGGUCCUGGAGUUGAACAGCGACGUGAUCACCAGUUUCGAUGUGGCGGUGGAGGGGCUGAAUGGGCAGCUGCCCAACCUGGACCUGGUCAAUCUCUUCAUCUCCUUCUGUCACAAGAAUGCAGUGCUGUGCACCAUCCAGGGCAAGCUGCCGCGCAGUGAUGGGGAGACGUUGCCGGGCUAUGUCCACGCUCUGCAGACCAUGCUGCUGAUGGUGCUGAAGCAGGGCUCGGGCAAGGCCUCGGGGGAGCACGGGCUCUUUCUGCGCUACCAUGUGGAGGCCAUCACCAUCCGCGGCAUCAACAGCUUCCGGCAGUACAAGUACGACAUGGUGACUGUCGGCAAGGUAUUCGAGGGAAUCGUCAGGAAACUCAACAACCUCCUGGAGAGGCUGCACCAGUCCUACUUUUUCUACCUGCUCCCCUCGCUUUCUCGCUUCGUCUCCAUCGGCUACUACAUGCCGGCCUUCGUCCUCCUCAUCUCCAUCCCCAUCCUCAAGGCACUGGAUCUGUGGAUUAAACUAUCCAAACCAGAAGGGAACCAACAGACAACUCAUACAGAGCGGGAUGUGAGCCUCCUGACCAUCCUGACGCCGGUGAUGAUCUGCCACGCCACGGGGCUGGCCCUCUACUUCCUGCCCGUGUUCGGGCGCAAGGACGCCGCAGAGCACUUCCCCGUCUCGGAGACCGAAGCCGUCGUUCUCAGCUCCAUCGCCAUCUACGUGGCUGGGCUCGCUCUCCCACACAACACACACAGGGUCCUCCUCUCCGAGGUGACGGAGCGCGGCUGGAUGACAUUGAAGCUGAUCACUCUCCUGUACCUGGCUCUGCUCCUAGGCUGCAUCGCCCUCAUCAACUUCUCCCUGGGCUUCAUCCUGGCAGUCACCCUGACCCCGGCAGCUGCCGUCGCCCAGCCCGGCCACCUCAAGACGUUCCGAGCCCUGUUGCUGCUCCUGGUGUCCCCAGCCACAGUGCUGCUGAUGUGCCUGUAUCUGUACCAUGAGCUGAGUGAGGUGCCCCUUACGGUGCUCGAGUGCUGGCAGCUGUUCCUGCAGGCCAUCGCUGAGGCCAUCCUCGACCAUCACCUGUACGGCUGCAUUGUCUACCCCUUCCUCAUCCUCUUCAUCUACCCCUGCUGGCUACUCCUCUGGAACGUGGUCUUCUGGAUGUGAGGCCCUCAUCUCCCUCCAUCUUCCUUCUCUCAACCUCCAUCUCCCUGCUCACUACACUCUAUCUCUAUCUACCCCCUCUGCUCCAUCUCCCUCCCUCCCCAUGACCCCUUCCUCCACCUCUGUCUACCUCCUCCAUCCCUCCAUC
Messenger RNA from Callorhinchus milii (elephant shark), 2101 nucleotides. It is a transcript of the gene gpaa1, whose product is annotated as glycosylphosphatidylinositol anchor attachment 1. NCBI's taxonomy places the organism in Eukaryota, Metazoa, Chordata, Chondrichthyes, Chimaeriformes, Callorhinchidae. The coding region runs from base 133 to 1956 and encodes 607 amino acids. Gene Ontology annotation, biological process: attachment of GPI anchor to protein. The transcript has 13 exons. The record is from RefSeq and is a predicted model, not a curated record. Gene Ontology annotation, cellular component: membrane; GPI-anchor transamidase complex.